Molecule: messenger RNA, 546 nt
Organism: Symphalangus syndactylus (siamang)
Lineage: Eukaryota; Metazoa; Chordata; Mammalia; Primates; Hylobatidae
Product: putative olfactory receptor 7A2
Biological process (GO): G protein-coupled receptor signaling pathway
Cellular component (GO): membrane
Molecular function (GO): G protein-coupled receptor activity; olfactory receptor activity
Source: RefSeq, a predicted model, not a curated record
AUGUACCUGGUCACUGUGCUCGGGAACCUGCUCAUCAUCCUGGCCACAAUCUCAGACUCCCACCUCCACACCCCCAUGUACUUCUUCCUCUCCAACCUGUCCUUCGUAGACAUCUGUUUUGCCUCCACCACAGUCCCAAAGAUGUUGGUGAACAUCCAGACACAGAGCAAAGUCAUCACCUAUGCAGGUUGCAUCACCCAGAUGUGCUUUUUCGUACUCUUUAUAGUGUUGGACAGCUUCCUCCUAACUGUGAUGGCCUAUGACCGGUUCGUGGCCAUCUGUCACCCCCUGCACUACACGGUCAUCAUGAACCCUCAGCUCUGUGGACUGCUGGUUCUGGUGUCCUGGAUCAUGAUUGUCUCCAUAUUUUAUGGUACAGGGUUAGGGGUGUACCUUAGCUCUACUAUGACCCAAAACUCACACUCAACUGCUGUCACCUCGGUGAUGUACACUGUGGUCACCCCCAUGCUCAACCCCUUCAUUUACAGUCUGAGGAAUAAAGACAUAAAGGGGGCUCUGACACAAUUCUUCAGAGGGAAACAAUAA